Messenger RNA from Cyclopterus lumpus (lumpfish), 3044 nucleotides. It is a transcript of the gene chpt1, whose product is annotated as choline phosphotransferase 1. The coding region runs from base 259 to 1410 and encodes 383 amino acids. Gene Ontology annotation, biological process: phospholipid biosynthetic process. Gene Ontology annotation, molecular function: diacylglycerol cholinephosphotransferase activity. Lineage: Eukaryota; Metazoa; Chordata; Actinopteri; Perciformes; Cyclopteridae. The transcript has 8 exons. The record is from RefSeq and is a predicted model, not a curated record. Gene Ontology annotation, cellular component: Golgi apparatus; endoplasmic reticulum membrane.
UUCCGGUGGAGACGCAACUCGGAUCCAAAAAACGCACGUCGCGAGUAAUCGACGUCUCAUGGUUCCGCCGUGGAAAUGGCCUCGCCUGGUCCCCGAGCUAUAAAUGCCAAAUGAGCUGCAAUUUGUCGGAGUCGGCCGAGAGAAGAUAGCCCCCCUCCCCUCCCUUCCCCACCGGAGCCCCUCUAUCUGCCCCGGGGAGUAUCGGGAGGUUUUGUGACGGUAAAUCCGAGCAGGCAGGAGAAAAAAAACAAAAAAACAAUGCCACAUUUCUUGUGGCCAGAGUCGCUGUCACCCGCACAGCUGAAGCGGCUGGAGGAGCAUAAAUACAGCGCGUCCGGGCGGUCGCUGCUCGAGCCGCCGUGCCAAAUCUACUGGAACUGGCUCGUGCUGCAGAUCCCGACAUGGGUCGCUCCGAACACCCUGACCAUCGUGGGGCUGCUGAUCAACAUCCUCUCCACGGUGGUGCUCAUGUAUUAUUGUCCCACGGCGACGGAGGAGGCUCCAGCAUGGGCCUUCAUCAUGAGCGCUCUGGGCCUCUUCAUCUACCAGUCUCUGGACGCCAUUGAUGGGAAGCAGGCUCGGAGGACCAACAGCAGCUCGGCCCUGGGGGAGCUCUUCGACCACGGCUGCGACGCCGUCUCCACAGUCUUUGUUGCUGUGGGAACGUGUAUUUCGUGUGGCAUCGGAAGAUACCCAGACUGGAUAUUCUUCUGUGGGUUUAUCGGGAUGUUCAUGUUCUUCUGCGCCCACUGGCAGACCUACGUGUCCGGGACCCUCCGCUUUGGCCUGAUCGAUGUCACGGAGGUGCAGAUCGCCAUCACCAUCAUGUAUUUGAUGUCGGCGUUCGGCGGCGUGAGCCUUUGGCAAACGACGUUGCCCAUCAUCGGAGUGAAGAUGUACGUCUUCCCGAUCAUCGGCAUCAGCGGCGGGGGCCUCUACUCCUGCUACAACUACUUCCACGUCAUUUUGAACGGAGGUAUCGGCAAAAACGGCUCCACCGUGGCUGACACCAGCGUGCUGAGUCCUGGUCUGCACAUCGGCCUCAUCCUCACCCUGGCCUUCAUCAUUUUCAAGAAGUCGUCCAGCCAGCUGUUUGAGCUCCACCCGUGUUUGUACCUGCUGGCCUUUGGCUUGGUCUGCGCCAAGAUCUCCAACAAGUUGGUGAUCGCACACAUGACCAAGAGCGAGUUGCACCUCCCGGACACGGCCUUCGUCGGCCCCGGCCUCCUCUUCCUCAACCAGUACUUCAACAGCUUCAUCGAUGAGCAUAUAGUCCUCUGGAUCGCCACGGUCUUCUCUCUUCUGGAUCUAGCGCGCUACUGCACCGGCGUGUGCCUCCAGAUCGCCUCCCACCUGCGCAUCCGAGUCUUCAGCAUCACGCCACCGAGCCAGGCGCACCACCGCGACUGACGACUUGCCCGGCGGGAGGAGGCGGGGCGAGGCGCAGAUCUCUCUCCGCUCCUGAGAGCAGAAGACAACAACGACGACGUGAAGGAGGAGACCCCGAGCCACUGCAGCCUUGACAAAGUGACCACUUCUGAUUAAAACCGCCUCUCCCACGAGGUGGCAAAAAAAAAAUAUAUAUAACCAACUAAACACUACAAACCCCCCAAAAUAAUGACACAAAUUUUGAAAAAGCAUGGAUCUAUUGAAAAUGGAAAUGACGUGGAACCAGAGUUUCCCUUGAGUUCCUCAUUGGCUGUUGGAGCCAAUACGUUUUAAUUUAGACAUCAUUGCAUGUUGUCAGAAAAAUAAAUUUUUUACAUCUACUUCCUGCUUAUUCAACUUUUAAAUACCAAAACAUUGUUUUUCUUUUAAAGGGGGGUACUUUUAUAGUUUGGGCAGAUAUUAAAAGCAUUUUAUCUGCUUCAAGAUGUACACGUUAAUUAUGUGGGCUCCUCAUAUAUGACGAGCAUAAGUGCUCAAUGAUAUAUGCCCAAACUAAAAUGGAUCACCUGAGUUUUCUUAAUUAUUGGUUUUCUUAUUCGUUAAAUUAAUGCGACCCAAUAUGGCAAGAAUCGGGGCUUAAAUGCAGAUUACAAUUUAUUUUUUAUUUUUUUAAAUGACCUUUAAAACCUCGAAUAAUUUCCAAUGAAGUGUGCAAUGUGGACUGGCAGGUUGUCGACGCGUCGGGGCAACAGUCUGCGUUAGUGCUGAAAACAACGACAGGCGCUCUUAUCACUUAGUAAUAAAAGCUGUUUUUUUUUUUUUAUAUUAUUAUUCUCCGUUAAUCAUCUCAUCCUACAAUACUGGAAAAAUUAAGAAAAUAAAAACACUUUUUUUAGAGCGCCGUCGACUGAUGAAGCAUUAACACACGACUUGUUCUGCUUUCUCUGUUCUUCUCCCUGAAGGGCUAAUAGUUAAUUAUAUUGUGAUUGUACAGAAUUCAACUGAAAACGCCUUAAAUAUUUUUGUUGUAAUUACUGUUUUAACUUUGUGAAUAUUUUAAAAAAAACACAAAAAAAAACUGCUUUGUACAUUAUUUUUUUUUUCUUUUUCCACUGAAGUAUCAAACCAGAUGCAGAAAUAGUAAUAAUAAUAAUACAAUGCUACUGGAAGGGUUCACUCAUAAGAGUUUCUUCACUUAUACAAAUGUGUAUUGUGUAUAGGUGACUGAUUCAUUUGGCUCUUGGAAGAUUUAGUUGGAUUAUCAGUAAUUUUCAUAUUGAUUUUAAAAUAUCAUUGAAUUGUUGUAAUAUGGUUUACUCAUAAUUCAGGUUAAUUUGGUUCAAAAAGGGAUAUUUCUGUAGUGCCGGUAAACUAUAAUAAGGGUAAAAGACAAUUGUGCUCUUGAAUUUUAUUUGGAAAAAUUGUUCUCCCAAGAUUCUGCAGGAUUAUGGACGAUAGAGAAGGGGGCGUGUCUUGAGAAGGGGGCGUGUCUUUAAAAAGAGGCUAAACCUGCGAUGGACUUUGGAACUAUGCAUUGAAGUGUGCAACCUUUAUUUCAACACCACGUUGCACUGUUCACUAAUACAGUAAAACACCUUUCUACUAACAAAUAAUGUAUGAGUGGAAAAGAUUGUAAUAAAGAAAAUAUUUUUCAU